Messenger RNA from Trifolium pratense (red clover), 1348 nucleotides. RefSeq names its product ethylene-responsive transcription factor 2-like. Bases 186 to 998 code for a protein of 270 amino acids. Gene Ontology annotation, molecular function: DNA-binding transcription factor activity; DNA binding. Gene Ontology annotation, biological process: ethylene-activated signaling pathway; regulation of DNA-templated transcription. The record is from RefSeq and is a predicted model, not a curated record. The transcript has a single exon. Lineage: Eukaryota; Viridiplantae; Streptophyta; Magnoliopsida; Fabales; Fabaceae.
AUCCAAAUAUUCAAAUCCCAUAAAUCCAAAUGCAUGAACCUUAUAGUCCUAUAAAUACCUCACUUAUUCUUAACAUUUCAAUGUUCGAAUAUUCAUCUCCCUCUCUCUAAAAAAUACCAACACAUUUUCAUUCCACACUCUCUUCUUAUCAAAAUUAAAACACAAAAGUCACAAUAGGCCACAAAAUGUACGGAAACAAUAAUUUUGAUUCCGAUUUUGCCCUUUUAGACUCUAUUCGCCGCCACUUGUUAGGUGAAUCCGAAUCAAUAUUCGGAGCUCCAAUAACUUCUUCGGGUAAUACCCGGGUUUUCUCUCGGAGCUCCAGUUUCAGUAGUUUAUACCCAUGUUUGAGUGAAAAUUGGGGUGAAUUGCCUCUCAAGGAAGAUGAUUCAGAAGAUAUGGUGCUUUACGGCGUUCUCCGUGACGCUGUAAAUGUUGGGUGGGUUCCUUCUCUUCAAGUCGGGUCACCCGAAAGUAUCUCAUCGGGUUUUCCGUUAGAAUUAACGGUUAAACCGGAACCGGAUGUUAUGCCGGUUAAAAUUAUUCCAAAGGUGGAAUCUACGACGGUGCAAGUGGUUCCGGAAGUGCUAAAAGCUGCUCCGGUGAAAGGAAAACACUUCCGCGGCGUUAGACAACGGCCGUGGGGAAAAUUUGCGGCGGAGAUUCGUGAUCCGGCGAAGAACGGAGCUAGAGUUUGGCUCGGAACAUUUGAAACCGCUGAAGAUGCAGCGUUGGCUUAUGAUAGAGCUGCUUAUAGGAUGAGAGGUUCAAGAGCUUUGUUGAAUUUUCCACUUCGGGUUAACUCCGGUGAACCCGACCCGGUUAGGAUUACUUCAAAACGGGGUUCGCCGGAACGUUCUUCUUCAUCUUCGUCAUCGGAAAGUAAUUCUCCGGCGAAGAGGAAAAAAGUGAUGACAAGUCAGAGUGGAUUAAAAACAGGACAAGUGGGAAAUCAAGUGGAACAAUGUACACGUGGAGGACAGUUAUUGGUUACUUAAUAUUGUUUUGUUCUUCCGUACUAGGAACACAAGAAAAUGUCUGUGUUGUGUUUGUUCAAUGCAAUUUGUAAUUAUCUUAAGACAUGUGUGUAUGUGUAUAGCACUUCCCCUUCUUUUGUGGCACUUAUCUAGAAAAUUUUGGAACCUAGGAAAAAAAUGAGAAGUGAAAAAUGUAGCAAGAUGGUGACAUUUCAUGAGGAGGACAAAAAUGUUGGGAGAGAAAUAAUAAUUAUAAGAUUGAAAAAUGAGAAAUGAAAUGAUGAUGUUUGGCGGAUAGUGAAUGAAAGUGAGGUUAAUGUAAUUAACUUUGUUGAUAGAUAUUAUGAUGAUUUGUUAUUUUUUUUUAUCAA